CCAGGCUCUGAGCCGUCAGCCCAGAGCCCGACGCGGGGCUCGAACUCACGGACCGCGAGAUCGUGACCUGGCUGAAGUCGGACGCUUAACCGACUGCACCACCCAGGCGCCCCAUGGAAUGAAGAACCUUUAAAGAGAGCCAUCGGGGGAACGGAAAAUGCCUAGGGAACUUCUUUUUUUUAAUUCCUUGUCCUUGACUGAGUAAGGAGGGAGGGGCGGGGAUACCAUCUUCAGUAAAGGGCCCUCGCAGGUUGGACCCGGGGGACAGGAACGCUGGUUCUUUGGGCUGUGUGUCCUGUCCCCAGAGAGGUGGAGACAUGUGUCCUGGCAUGUCGCAGGGGCUGUACAGACCUGAGGAUGGAGGAGGCUCCUUACCAGGUGGGCAGCAGAGCCCCACUGUUGUAACUGGGCCCUCUGGUGAUGCCCUCACCGUGACCGCGAGGAGAUGCUCACCAGAACACAUCUGUUAAUUCGGGCAGGGUUGUGUGAGUACCUUCCACACGAGAAUGUGUCUCAGGCCCCUCUGUCUCACGUGGCAGGAAAACCCGAGCCGAACUGGUUUACGACCCCCCAAAAAAGGAGGGCAUUUCUUGGCUCGUGUAACUGAGGUUCUGGAGUUGGUUCGGCAAAGCUCGCCUGGUUCAGGGCUCAGUGAGGUGAUGAGAGCCCAGGUCGCGGCUUUGCGUGUCUCUUCCUUUGCCGUUACUGACUCCAUUUUUUGCAGGCUCUUUUCAAGCGUGCGGGUUUGCUUCCAGGGUUGUUUGGUAGCGUCCAUCCAGGUUCGAGUCUCAGUGGAGGAGUGAGCAUUCUUGUCCCCGCUUGGGAGGGAACCUCCUGAGAUUUUCCCUGUGACCAGACCAGUCUGGUCACGUGUCCGGACCGUGUGCCGGGAGCGGUGGGCUUCUGGGAAGGUCCGGAGCAAGUGAGCUGAUGCCGGGUGGCAGAACAGCGCCACGUCUGCUCUAGGGGGACAGCUGGAUGCCGGGGCUUGUGUUCCGAAUAUCGGGGUUUGGUUGAUUCAUACAAUAGCCUCGAGACUAUGUAAUUUUCCUUGAUUUUAUUUAACCUAUAUGUAGGUAGGCAAUUCUGUAAGGUUUUGCUGCAUUGUAUUACGGUUUCGACGGUCUCCUGCCAUGAUCGGGUCUGUCUUUUGAAUUAAAGAAUACCUGUUGUUUUGGUUUUACUGCGUAUAGGUAGAAUCCUGUUUUAGUGACGACAGCUGUACUCUCUGUUUUGAAUGAGAGAAGCUAUUCAUAUUCUGGAUAAAAGUCAUAUAGUACCAUUUCACCUAUGGGACUAAACAGAUCUGUGAGAAAUUCAUAAAUUGUAUGUAUUCGCAAAUCCUCAUCCAUUUAGUGCCAUGUCAUUUUAUUUUUUAAAGUUUCAAGUUUAUUUAUUUUGGGAGAGAAAGAGGGCCCUCAAGCAGGGGAAGGGCAGAGAGAGGGAGAGAGAGAGAGAGAGAGAGAGAGAGAGAGAGAGAAUGUCAAGCAGGCUCCGUGCUGUGAGUGCAUCGUCUGACUCGCUCAAAACCACGAACUGAGAGGUCGUGACCUGAGCCCAAGUCAAGUUGGACGCUCAACGGUCAUAGCCCCCCAGGCACCCUGCCGUGUCAUUUUCAUAUAGGUUUCUUUCUGCUGAUGUAUGAAUAUUUGGAACCGUAGCUUAAUAUUUGCUGGGCUGUGGUGUGGUGGAAAACAGUUGGAAAACCUGAUCCGAGGCUGCCACUCGCUGGGAAGGGUGAGGGCCGCCUGACAUCUGGAGGCUGGCUCACUACUCCGUUUUUCUGCGUGUGUUUGGUGCUGGCGGCCAGCUGUGAGGUACUGAUGUUACCCUUAGUUUGGUAAAGAUCUGUAAGGCCACGUCAACUUCCUUAGUAAAAAGAAUUCCAGAAGCUCCGGGUCGUAUGCUCCGGACCUGUUGAUGGGUGGGACAUCUGGACCAUAGGGUCCUAAUUGUCUCUGAGACUCAUCUCCUUGGGGGUUUCUCCGGAGUGGGGCACAGUUCCCGUGCCCCUGCGUGGAAAGUCCUGCCCUUUUCCUACCUGGGCACAGCUGGACUCUGAGCAGUUCACGGUCAGCAUGUGUUAAUAGACCUGUUGUUUGCGUUUGUUUUAAAAUAGUACUUGCCAGGCACACAGCCAGGCUCUGCGAUUUUACAAAUGAAUAAAAAUGGUUCUUGCUACUGAAGAACUUACAGUGGGGAUGUGUUGGAUUGAAAAACAUGAAAAUAGGAUUUUAAUAUGUUGUAAAUGCUGUGAUAGUGGGAGAGGGUUUAUUUUAUAUAAAACGUUCUUAUAAAUGGUGCCUUAAAUUGUAUUACUUUUUAGUGGACCAGCCUGUUUAUCCCUGUGCUUUCAAACAGUCCAAACAUUUUUAGAUUUAUUUCUUAGAUUGUUAUUCAGAGGUCGUGAUCCUUGUAUUUGGAUAAUCUCCUGUAAGUGAAUUACCAUAAUUUUACCUAUUCUCUAUUGGGCGUAUGUACCAGACCAUCCUGUAGCUUAAAGCCUUCACUGAUGUACUUCUUUAUUUGGAAGAGCUGUGUGAAAUUUAUAAACGUGGAAAUUUAUCCAUACAUGCUGUCUUACAGAGAGGUUGGUUCCAUAACCGAUUUUGAAAUGUUCUCUUGUUGAUCUUGCAACUUGUACAUUUAUACCUUUGGUCAGAGAGGCUGUUUUAUUGUGACAUACUUUAUCAGAGAUAAAGUUACUAAUGGAAGGGAUUCCAGACUAUUCAACAAGGAGGAUUCUCACCUGAAAACAGGAAAUGGUGAUUGAUGGAAUGAUGCCCCUUCACCAGCACAUAAAAUGUGUACCUUAAAAAAAUGAACUGUGGUAGUCCCUGUCUUCACAUCAGAAGUGCCAUGUUCUGCUGGAACUUUCCUCAGGUGCAGGGGUGCUACCUCCAAGGACCAAGAGUUUGUCAAGGCAGCAGAUGGGGUAGUUGUGAUGAGUUUAUGAGCUAAUGAAGCAAGAUAAUCCCUUUUUAUCUGAUGGCUUUCCCUUCUAGUUCCUAGGCCUUUGAAGUGCUGGAAGUCUGAAAAGGAUUUGCACGGAGUUACCUGAGCUCAUCUGUUAACUGGCAGAUAGGAAAGCAAACGAUUGCCACCAAGUUAUUUCUUAAAUAAAGCCCCAGUUUCUUCCUGCCUUUGGUGUCUUUCUGCUCUGCCUCAGCAUCUUCUGUCUUCCACACUGUGUGCUUUGCCUCAAAGAUGGGGUCGCCCUCCUGAGUUCAGUCUUCUCGGGGUUUAGGGCUGUUAUCUUUGCUCUAUGUCAGCAGCCCAAAGGUGAGGUCACACUAUUCUUUUCACGUUAUCUCUGUGGCCUCCUCCAGCUGACUUCUCUCAAGUUCUGAAGCCUGUUAUUCUCCUCAUUGCCUCAGUGCCUGUAAUAUGGGGUCCUCAGCUAGUUUGGUGACCAUUUUUGCUCAUGGGGCCUGCCCGCUGGCCUUCCCGCCUUCAGAGUCCCGUAUCUAGCUGUCCUCUGCUCAUACCUUAGGGUCCCUUCCGAUUUCUCUUGGCCUUUUGAAAUCCAGCCCAACUUUGAAGGUUGAGUUGUCACCUUUGUUGCCCCUUACCCCCCCCCCCCCCUCCUGCUUUUUCAUGUAAGUCUCAGUGUGUUUUCUUCUUUUCAGCCUUGUUGGGUGGGACCUAAGUUCCCUAAGGGCAAGUUCUGUGUCUUUGUGUAGUCACAGGCAAGUUCUGUGUCUUUGUGUAGUCACGGUCUGGCCUGUCUAGUCUAUCACGCGCUUGUCUUGCCCCUCUUUCAGCCUGAGAAAUCCACACAUCUGCUUUCUUUGUCAUCGGUGGGUGACUCUUCUGGCAGAAGGUUACCCGCUGACCUUUGGGCUCCCUGCCUUCCUGCAGAUCUUGUCUCCUUAGGCGCUUUCUCUUUGCCCGAGGGCUUUCUCCGACGGGGAAGUGAAGCCCUGCUCAGUUGUCAGUUGCUCAAUCCGGGGCAUCAUCCCCUCCUAUACUUCAGUCUUCCCCGAGUUUUCAGUAGUUCUUGUUCCUUUUCUCUCCUCACCAGUGUGGUCUCAGAAGCCGCCCUCACCUCUGGUGCCCAGACCGUGUUGCAGCCCCCCAACCUCCUCUCUGCUGGUCUGCUGCUCUUUGCAAAAUGUCAGUCUCCCUCUCCCCUUUUAUUUAUUCUGGCUUUCCUUUGCUCUUAGAUAAACUAAAGCAAACGCCCUUCGUGUGACGGCUUUGCACCUUGCACCAUCUGACAGAGAACUGUCCUAAUCUUUUGAAGAUACAAAGCCCACAACUACAGAUAAGGUGGAAGAAUUUACUCGGCAUUUGCUGCAUUUUUUGUUUGCUGGCCGGGACAUCCCUCGUGUGAGUAGAGGUGGCACAGGGGGCAAAAGUACAGACUUUUCUCCCUGUGCUGAAGGUGAGAAGCCUGGUUAAUUAAAAGUGUGCGGGGAGAAUGCUUGAGUUUGCACCAGACGAUGUACUGUGUACUUCCUACUGUGAGUGCUGUGUGUAUAUUUUGCUGUUUCAGAUUUCCCUUUUUCAGUUACAUUCUUCAUUUAUGCCUGUAGCUGCUAAUUUAAUGAUCAAAAACUUAAAAGUAUGUGUCUGUUUUUUUGCUCCAGAAGUCUCAUAGACUAAAACCCAGCUUGUUCGAGUAUUUCUGUAAUAGAGUUAUUUCCGUAAUGGGGUCGAUCACGUUUCUGUAAGACGGUUGUCCUUUGGGAGUAGAGAACCUUUGUAACUCAAAACGUCUCUUAAAAGUUGUAUUAAGUAAACGUUUAAACUUUGAAUGAAAUGUUUUACAUUUAACCCUACAGAACGAAUGCGCACCCCCCCCCCUUCUUGGAAGUAUCAACAGUGUCAUGUAUUAUUUACUUUGUUUGUUAGUUUGCUGGGGAUUGAAACGCAAGUGAUCAUGUUCAGGCUGGUUAGAUUAGUGAUUUUAAUAUGAAACCAUUGCUUUUAGAAUAAUCAUGGGCCAGACUGGGAAGAAAUCUGAGAAGGGACCGGUUUGUUGGCGCAAGCGUGUAAAAUCAGAGUACAUGCGGCUGCGGCAGCUCAAGAGGUUCAGGCGGGCUGACGAAGUUAAGAGUAUGUUUAGUUCCAAUCGUCAGAAAAUUUUGGAAAGAACGGAAAUCUUAAACCAAGAAUGGAAACAGCGAAGGAUACAGCCUGUCCACAUCCUGACUUCUGUGAGCUCAUUGCGCGGGACCAGGGAGCUCCCAGUGGUCCAGCCACACAGUCGCCUAUUGUACCAGCUGGUUGAUUGUUCAGUGACCAGUGACUUGGAUUUUCCCACGCAAAUCAUCCCAUUAAAGACCCUGAAUGCAGUCGCUUCAGUACCCAUAAUGUAUUCUUGGUCUCCCCUACAGCAGAAUUUUAUGGUGGAGGAUGAAACGGUUUUACAUAACAUUCCUUAUAUGGGGGAUGAAGUUUUAGACCAGGAUGGGACUUUCAUUGAAGAGCUAAUAAAAAACUAUGAUGGAAAAGUACACGGGGAUAGAGAAUGCGGGUUUAUAAAUGAUGAAAUUUUUGUGGAGUUGGUGAAUGCUCUUGGUCAGUACAAUGAUGAUGAUGAUGAUGAUGAUGGCGAUGACCCUGAUGAAAGAGAAGAAAAACAGAAAGAUCUGGAGGAGAACAGAGAUGACAAAGAAAGCCGCCCGCCUCGGAAAUUUCCUUCCGAUAAAAUUUUUGAAGCCAUUUCUUCAAUGUUUCCAGAUAAGGGCACAGCAGAAGAACUAAAGGAAAAGUAUAAAGAACUGACAGAGCAGCAGCUCCCGGGCGCACUUCCUCCUGAGUGCACCCCGAACAUCGACGGGCCGAACGCCAAGUCCGUGCAGAGGGAGCAGAGCCUGCACUCUUUCCACACGCUCUUCUGCAGGCGGUGCUUCAAGUACGACUGCUUCCUGCACCCUUUUCACGCAACACCCAACACUUAUAAGCGGAAGAACACAGAAACGGCUCUAGACAACAAGCCGUGUGGACCACAGUGUUACCAGCACUUGGAGGGAGCAAAGGAGUUUGCCGCUGCCCUCACCGCCGAGCGGAUAAAGACGCCGCCCAAGCGGCCCGGAGGCCGCAGGAGAGGACGGCUCCCCAACAACAGCAGGCCCAGCACCCCCACCAUUAACGUGCUGGAAUCGAAAGACACAGACAGCGACCGGGAAGCGGGGACGGAGACGGGCGGGGAGAACAACGAUAAAGAGGAGGAGGAGAAAAAAGACGAGACUUCCAGUUCCUCGGAAGCGAAUUCUCGAUGUCAAACGCCAAUAAAGAUGAAGCCAAAUAUCGAGCCUCCCGAAAACGUGGAGUGGAGUGGUGCCGAGGCCUCGAUGUUCAGGGUCCUCAUUGGCACGUAUUAUGACAAUUUCUGUGCCAUUGCCAGGCUCAUCGGGACCAAAACUUGUAGGCAGGUGUAUGAGUUCCGUGUCAAAGAAUCCAGCAUCAUAGCUCCGGUGCCGGCCGAGGAUGUGGACACCCCUCCAAGGAAGAAGAAGAGGAAACACCGGUUGUGGGCUGCACACUGCAGAAAGAUACAGCUGAAAAAGGAUGGCUCCUCUAACCACGUUUACAACUACCAGCCCUGUGACCAUCCGCGUCAGCCUUGUGACAGUUCGUGCCCUUGUGUGAUAGCACAAAAUUUUUGUGAAAAGUUUUGUCAGUGUAGUUCAGAGUGUCAGAACCGCUUUCCUGGCUGCCGCUGCAAAGCCCAGUGCAACACCAAGCAGUGCCCGUGCUACCUGGCCGUGCGCGAGUGCGACCCCGACCUCUGCCUCACCUGUGGUGCGGCCGACCACUGGGACAGCAAAAACGUGUCCUGCAAGAACUGUAGCAUCCAGCGGGGCUCCAAGAAGCACCUGCUGCUGGCGCCGUCCGACGUGGCGGGCUGGGGGAUUUUCAUCAAAGAUCCCGUACAGAAAAAUGAAUUCAUCUCGGAGUACUGUGGAGAGAUUAUUUCUCAAGAUGAAGCAGACAGAAGAGGGAAAGUCUACGACAAAUACAUGUGCAGCUUUCUGUUCAACUUGAACAAUGAUUUUGUGGUGGAUGCAACCCGCAAGGGUAACAAGAUUCGUUUUGCAAAUCAUUCAGUAAAUCCAAACUGCUAUGCAAAAGUUAUGAUGGUUAACGGCGAUCACAGGAUAGGGAUUUUUGCUAAGAGAGCCAUCCAGACUGGUGAAGAGCUGUUUUUUGAUUACAGAUACAGCCAGGCCGACGCCCUCAAGUACGUGGGCAUCGAGAGAGAAAUGGAAAUCCCUUGACAUCGGCUACCUCCUCCCCCCCCUCCUCCUUUCUGGAACAGCUGCCUUAGCUUCAGGAACCUCGAGUACUGUGGGCAAUUUAGAAGAAUAAAAUGCAGUUUGAAAUUCUGAAUUUGCAAAGUACUGUAAGAAUAAUUUAUAGUAAUGAGUUUAAAAAUCAACUUUUUAUUGCCUUCUCACCAGCUGCAAAGUGUUUUGUACCAGUGAAUUUUUGCAAUAAUGCAGUAUGGUACAUUUUUCAACUUUGAAUAAAAGAAUACUUGAACUUC
This is a messenger RNA of Prionailurus viverrinus (fishing cat), 7498 nucleotides long. RefSeq names its product enhancer of zeste 2 polycomb repressive complex 2 subunit (gene EZH2). Bases 4944 to 7229 code for a protein of 761 amino acids. The record is from RefSeq and is a predicted model, not a curated record. Gene Ontology annotation, molecular function: protein binding; histone H3K27 methyltransferase activity. NCBI's taxonomy places the organism in Eukaryota, Metazoa, Chordata, Mammalia, Carnivora, Felidae. Gene Ontology annotation, biological process: chromatin remodeling. The transcript has 21 exons.